AUGAACGUAGUCUUUGUUGCAUCUGCUUCUGAGACUCAAUGUUUCUCCUCAGACGUAAAAGCUGUUGCCUUGUCAGACCAUGUAUUUGGCGCUUUUGUUUGUGUUCAUGUUGAAUGGCAUGCUGGUUGUGAUAUUGCUGUUGAAUCUGAUGUUUGUACUGAUGCUGAGGUUGGUGUUGAUCCUGUCGCUGAUGGGGAUUUUGUGGUUGAUGCUUAUUCUGCAGUUGAUGUUGAUUCUGAGGUUGGUGUUGAUCCUGUCGUUGAUGGGGAUUUUGUGGCUGGUGCUGAUUCUGCGGUUGAUGUUGAUCCUGUCGUUGAUGUUGGUCCUGUCGUUGAUGCUGAUUCUGCAGUUGAUGCUGAUUCUGAGGUUGGUGUUGAUCCUGUUGCUGAUGGGGAUUUGGUGGUUGAUGUUGAUCCUGUCGUUGAUGUUGAUCCUGUCGUUGAUGCUGAUUCUGCGGUUGAUGUUGAUCCUGUCGUUGGUGUUGGUCCUGUCGUUGAUGCUGAUUCUGCAGUUGAUGUUGAUUCUGAGGUUGGUGUUGAUCCUGUCGUUGAUGCUGAUUCUGCGGUUGAUGCUGAUUCUGAGGUUGGUGUUGAUCCUGUAGUUGAUGGGGAUUUUGUGGCUGGUGCUGAUUCUGCGGUUGAUGUUGAUCCUGUUGUUGAUGUUGAUCCUGUCGUUGAAGCUGAUUCUGCAUUUGAUGCUUAUUCUGAGGUUGGUGUUGAUCCUGUUGCUGAUGGGGAUUUGGGGGUUGAUGUUGAUCCUGUCGUUGAUGUUGAUCCUGUCGUUGAUGCUGAUUCUGCGGUUGAUGUUCAGGUUGGUGUUGAUCCUGUUGCUGAUUGGGAUUUGACGGUUGAUGUUGAUCCUGUCGAUGAUGCUGUUUCAGCGGUUGAUGUUGAGGUUGGUAUUGAUCCUGUUGCUGAUUGGGAUUUGACGGUUGAUGUUGAUCCUCUCGUUGAUGCUGUUUCAGCGGUUGAUGUUGUUUCUGAGGUUGGUGUUGAUCCUGUAGUUGAUGGGGAUUUUGUGGUUGAUGUUGAUCCUGUGGUUGAUGUUGAUCCUGUCGUUGAUGCUGAUUCUGCGGUUGAUGUUGAGGUUGGUGUUGAUCCUGUUGCUGAUGGGGAUUUGACGGUUGAUGUUGAUCCUGUCGUUGAUGCUGUUUCAGCGGUUGAUGUUGUUUCUGAGUUGAUGGGGAUUUUGUGGCUGGUGCUGAUUCUGCGGUUGAUGUUGAUGCUGUCGUUGAUGUUGGUCCUGUCGUUGAUGCUUAUUCUGAGGUUGGUGUUGAUCCUGUUGCUGAUGGGGAUUUGGUGGUUGAUGUUGAUUCUGUCGUUGAUGUUGAUCCUGUCGUUGAUGCUGAUUCUGCGGUUGAUGUUGAUCCUGUCGUUGAUGUUGGUCCUGUCGUUGAUGCUUAUUCUGAGUUGA
This is a messenger RNA of Haliotis rufescens (red abalone), 1413 nucleotides long. RefSeq names its product cytadherence high molecular weight protein 1-like. Lineage: Eukaryota; Metazoa; Mollusca; Gastropoda; Lepetellida; Haliotidae. The record is from RefSeq and is a predicted model, not a curated record. The transcript is spliced from 3 exons. Bases 1 to 1413 code for a protein of 470 amino acids.